This is a messenger RNA of Bacillus rossius redtenbacheri, 1905 nucleotides long. RefSeq names its product U-scoloptoxin(01)-Cw1a-like. Gene Ontology annotation, cellular component: extracellular region. The transcript is spliced from 5 exons. Gene Ontology annotation, molecular function: chitin binding. The record is from RefSeq and is a predicted model, not a curated record. Bases 116 to 562 code for a protein of 148 amino acids. NCBI's taxonomy places the organism in Eukaryota, Metazoa, Arthropoda, Insecta, Phasmatodea, Bacillidae.
CGCGGCUAUAUAAGACAUGUCCACCGGCGCGCAGAACGCCAUCACACUCUCUGCAGGCGUCUUCAGAUAUCGACCUCGCCGCCGGAAAGUGUAGCAGUCUAAACAAGUGGUGAAAAUGACGAGACACACUUCUUAUCUGGUUGUUUUCCUCUUCGGAGCUGCCUUAGCCUAUCCCAAACUGAGGGUGAGCCGGCAGGCGGGCGCCGAGGAGCUCUUGGGGCUGCCCAGCAACGCCACGGCCAUCCGCGCGGACAUCGCCGACACGUUCAGCUGCGAGCAGAAGGUGUACGGCUACUACGCCGACGUGGACAACGCGUGCCAGCUGUUCCACGUGUGCCUGCCCGUGCGGCUGGCCGACGGCGUCGAGAGGACCUUCAAGUGGAGCUUCAUCUGCCCCGAGGAGACCGUCUUCAACCAGGAGAGCUUCACCUGCAGCCGGCCCGAGGACUCGGUGGCCUGCGAGGAGUCGCCGCAGUACUACGACCUCAACCUCAACUUCGGGCAGACCGCGGCGCCCUCCGUGGACGCCCCUGGCCUCACGGAGCCGCCGCAGACGCUCUGAGCGUCCCUCCUCCAGCGAGCCUGGCCCGAAACUCUCUUUAUUUAUUACUCGCCCCUCCCCAGCAACCCCAAACACGUCACCACGGCUUCACAAACAGGAGGCCUGCCAUCUGUCCGAAUGUCCACUUGUCCGAAUAACCACUUCUCCGAGCUCCUCUUGUUCGAACGGCCACUUGUCCGAGUGACAUUCGGACAAAUGGCAUACACCCUUCCCAACACAGCUUCUGUCUUUUUUUCCUUUUCUUUUAUUUUUUUCCUACAUGGCAUAGGACCAUGGAGGUAUGUAAGAUGUAAUGGUGUCCACAAUUCUUGAAGUCAAAAUUCUAAUAUUCACUGAACGUUGGCAUCUUUGCGAUUCUUCCCAGCAUUUCAACUAAUUUAUAGCAUGUAUUAGCCUUCACAGAGCUAAGGAUUUUAUUUUUGAUGUACGAUUGCCAACCAAUUGGCUUUCGACUUCAGAACAGACAACCGCUGCGUAUAACCUGGUUUUGGGCUAUCGUCGAAUUCGACACACUUUCUUGGAUAUCAUUGAAAAUUCACCCAGUUUCCAAACGAAGAUCUGUGUGUAGUUUUCAGGCAACUAAGAAUGGAAGCUAAUGACGUGUCCUGACUUCGGUGUACAGUGUCAACAGUCGCUGUAGACUUAUAUAUAUAUAUAUAUAUAUAUAUAUAUAUAUAUAUAUAUUGAAGGUGCUUUUGUUGUCACACCAAGAUUAUUUUGGUGAGUCCGUGUUCGGAAUGAGUAAACCCAGAACUUGUUAAUUUCACGCAACACUUACGUAGACUUAAGAAUAAAUCUUGGUUAUUUUUCUUAACCAGUGUUUAUAGUAAAAUUAACGUGACAAUUUUUGACAUAAAAGUUCCCGCGUCAAACAGUCUUUUAUCCCCGCCCCCUUUCCGUCAAUUCCAGAAUGAAGCCUGUUAGACUGUAAAAAGGUAUUCAUGCAUGCCUUACAAUGCCAAAAAAAAAUAUAAAAAAUAUUUAAAAAAUAAACAUUAAUAUAAAAUUUAAAAUUUUAACAUUGAGUGCACUAAUCUCAUUAUAAUCUUACCUUCGAAUCAUGCAUAAUAUAAGUAACAAAGCUUUGUAUGCAUUUUCUCUGUAGAGAGAUGGAAAUUAAUAGCCGAUUUAAACGAAUAAAAAAUUGUUCAACGCCAAGAAAAGUAUACACCGAACCGGCCAAGACUUCAACGGAAAGAAAGAAUGAGUUUAUAUUACAAUGAAUUAUUUUGUGUAAAGAUGCCAAGUAAAGAUAUACUCAAAAAUCUGUAAAUAUUGUGAAUGAUGUUCUGUGCUUUGUCGUUUAAAAAAAACUUAUAAAUAAAACAAAAAUUAUAUGUAAC